This is a messenger RNA of Eremothecium gossypii ATCC 10895, 1947 nucleotides long. RefSeq names its product phosphopantothenoylcysteine decarboxylase complex subunit VHS3 (gene VHS3). Gene Ontology annotation, molecular function: phosphopantothenoylcysteine decarboxylase activity; FMN binding. Gene Ontology annotation, cellular component: phosphopantothenoylcysteine decarboxylase complex. Gene Ontology annotation, biological process: coenzyme A biosynthetic process. The record is from RefSeq and is marked provisional. The transcript has a single exon. NCBI's taxonomy places the organism in Eukaryota, Fungi, Ascomycota, Saccharomycetes, Saccharomycetales, Saccharomycetaceae. The coding region runs from base 1 to 1947 and encodes 648 amino acids.
AUGUCGGAUUCUUCGGGCAAGCAGCAGGGCAUCAUAUCACCACACGUUACAAAUGCCGUCAAGCGCGCGAACCUUGAGGGGUGCCUGACGCCGGGAGCGGGGCCGGGGCACGGUGCUUCUGGAAUAGGCUCGCCCGGGCCAUCGGUUUCCGCGUGUGUAAGCCCCACCCAGGCGGUAACGAAGUCGAUUAUGAACGCGAGCGGCACCUCGGGGGCUGUUGUGAGCAACACGCCGGAGCCGGGACUGAAGCGGGUCCCAACGGUCACGUUCAGCGACCCGAAGCAGCUGCCGGCGAAACAGUCGGGCACCGGUCAAGGCGGGCGCGUGAUCAGCGGCGACUCCACGACGUCCGGAGCCACAGCGAGCGAGGACACAGAUACGCAAUCGCACUUACAGAUGAAGGUGGCGUCGCCGAUCCAUCACCCCACGGCACAGCACAGCACUCCGCCACCUCUGCUAUCGCAUGGUGGGGGGAAUGGUGCAGCCGCGGUUGGGAUGUCACAUAUACGCUCUACCUCUCCGACAAGUGGUUCCGAGGUUCAUCCCCCCAAACAAGCUGUCGGCAAUAUCGUGCACAAGUUGCUUCACCAAUUCGAUGGUUCGGGUGCCGGCACACCUACCAGCGACGUCGAGAAAUUGCAUCUUCACGACGAGCACCCACAUUUCUUUGUCAGCGACCCCCUGCACACGUCGCCCACAGUACUGCGUUCGCGCUCCAAUAGUAUAAGCCCAAAGCCCAUAUCGGUGCUGUCGGAAACGAAACCAGCCGACAUACUGAAUCUCGACAGUGCUAUCGAGAGCACACAGCAGCAGCAGAUUGCACCCAAUAUCCCGAAGCGUGACCCCGGAAAGAACGUGGAUCCCAGGCUGCCCCAGGAUGACGGAAAGUUGCAUGUUCUUUUCGGCGCUACAGGCUCGCUUUCCGUACUGAAGAUUAAAUCGAUGAUCAAAAAACUCGAAGAGAUUUAUGGUUGGGACCAUAUAUCCAUUCAAGUCAUAUUAACUCAAGCCGCUGCGCAAUUCUUUGCUAAUAAAAACCCCAAGAAGAAGAACCUUUACGUGUCUAGCGAAACAAACUCAUUCUCAAACUCCGUGGCUCACCAGGGAAACUUGCAACAGAACAACUCAGACGCAUCCUACACUGCGGUAAAUAGCGUCUCCAAUACCCCUGCAGUUGGGGGGCGCACACCAACGCCAGCAGAUCUUCUCCAGGGCGCAGCGCCGCAAGGCGCGGGCUCCGGUCUAAGCCAGGGCGCAGCUGCGGCGAAGAUUGAGCUCCCUCCACACAUACAAGUCUGGACGGAUCAAGACGAGUGGGACGUGUGGAAGCAAAGAACAGAUCCCGUACUGCAUAUUGAAUUACGCAGGUGGGCCGAUAUCCUUGUCGUCGCGCCACUUACGGCGAAUACACUUUCCAAAAUUGCCCUGGGCCUUUGUGAUAACCUGCUGACCAGUGUCAUUCGGGCGUGGAAUCCAAUGUUUCCAAUAUUCUUAGCUCCUAGCAUGGUUAGUGGUAGUUACAACUCCACCAUCACUAAGCGCCAUCUGAAGAUGAUAAAAGAAGAGAUGCCCUGGAUCACUGUAUUCAAACCGUCCGAGAAAAUCAUGGGUAUCCACGGCGAUAUCGGACUUGGCGGGAUGAUGGAUGGUAACGAGAUUGUCGAUAAAGUCGUUAUGAAGCUCGGCGGCUACCCCAAGGAUGCCGACGAGGACGAUGACGAGGACGAUAAAGCGGGCAAGACCAAUGGCAAGGAGGAUGAUGACGACGACGACGAGGAAGAGCUGGACGAGGAUGACGAGGAUGACGAUGACGACGACGACGAUGAUGAUGAUGACGACGAUGAUGAUGAUGACGACGACGACGACGACGAUGACGAUAGCAGUCAGUCGCCCUUGAAGAACGCAGCAGCCACAUCGCCGUCACACUCGUCGACUGCCCACACGUGA